AUGGGCAUCAUGAACUCGUUCGUCAAUGACAUCUUCGAGCGCAUCGCGGGCGAGGCGUCGCGCCUGGCGCAUUACAACAAGCGCUCGACCAUCACGUCGCGGGAGAUCCAGACGGCCGUGCGCCUGCUGCUGCCCGGCGAGCUGGCCAAGCACGCCGUGUCCGAGGGCACCAAGGCCGUCACCAAGUACACCAGCGCCAAGUGAACAGUGAGUUGGCUACAACCUGAACCCUAACGGCUCUUAAGAGCCACCCAUAUUUUCGAAGAGAGAGCUGUCGCUUGCUUAUUCUCUCUGGGCUCCUGUGACUUGUUACAGUAGUUAGGCCGAAGCACUCUGGCUUUUCCUGUUAACAGUAUCUAACCGACAAAAACAGUACUGGGCCCUGGCCAAGUUCUGGGACUCGUGCCAACGCUCUGAGCUUGUCACUGUCCCUGAGGGAUUAACUACUUUCGAAAAGGCUCUGCGAGAAAACACUCGAAACAAAUUCAAAUGCUCCCCAGGCACCUUUGAGAAAAGAGUUGGGCUGGUGCGCGGGUUCGGAGCUUGCGCCAGCCCUUUGAAUUUGGCGCCCUUCCUCUCGGCGCCCUGAUUGGCUCUGGCAUCCGAGACGCCCUCCAUUCCUCUGCCCCGCACAGCAGGCACCUGGAGCAAACAUCCUCCGGCUGUCUGUCCUGCAUCUCUGUCUCUUAAGCUUUCUAGACUUGUCCGGAGUGAGGUUUAUUACUUCCUCUUGGAACGUUCGUUGGGGAGAAAGGAACCCGAAGGACGUUUUCAGUCUGAAAAGUACCAAUGCUGUUAAGCCUCUGCUUGCCUUCUGCCUUCCGCCCAUAUAAUGGAAAAUGGCACCCUGAGAAGACCAUUUGGGGGUUCAGUGAAGGCAAAGAAGCUUGAUGGCAUCUGUCCCAGACUCUUCUGAAACAAAAAUCAGUUUUUAUUUUAAAGUUACUUUGGUUGGUGUUUUAAAUCUUCUGUUUGAUAUCGUCGGGAACCAGUAAGGAAAAACAGACCCCGCGUCAGGUUGUCAUAAAUAAGAACCAAUCACCCAACAAUGUGUCUCUAGACUAUUAAACUCUUCAACAUCCUGGGUCCUUUAGCCAAAAAGCCAUGAUCUGUAAAGCAUUUGGAACUUUCCAGUCUGGCUGAUACGGGGUUUAGGUAGUAAUUUUAAAUGCAUUUAAUUUAAAUAAAUAAAUUGCCCAAUUUAUCUAAAGUGGAUCUAAAUUUAAUACAGUGAUAAUGUCUAAAACAAUGUUUUGUUAGAUUCAAUGUCAAAUAUACACUUCUUUGUUGACUCAAAUCCCACCCCUGGUUCGGUGCCCCCCACCCCAUCUUGUCCCCCCUCUCGGAAAUUCCCUUUCCUCUUUCAGCUUCUAACAGCUUGUCCAGCAUUUGGAAACUGCCUCAUACAGAUCUAUUUGCAUUGCGACUAAAUGGUUUGCUCUAUGUUUACCCAUAGAAAAUGUGUAGUCAAGACAGGAAAAAUAAUCAGCCAAUUUAUCCUAUUAACUCAGAAAAUUAAACUGCUUAAGCCAUAAACAAACCAGGAAAAUAAA
This is a messenger RNA of Suricata suricatta (meerkat), 1553 nucleotides long. RefSeq names its product histone H2B type 1-K-like. The coding region runs from base 1 to 204 and encodes 67 amino acids. Lineage: Eukaryota; Metazoa; Chordata; Mammalia; Carnivora; Herpestidae. The transcript has a single exon. Gene Ontology annotation, molecular function: protein heterodimerization activity; DNA binding; structural constituent of chromatin. The record is from RefSeq and is a predicted model, not a curated record. Gene Ontology annotation, cellular component: nucleosome.